Messenger RNA from Cuscuta epithymum, 796 nucleotides. The record is from the annotation of a GenBank genome assembly. Lineage: Eukaryota; Viridiplantae; Streptophyta; Magnoliopsida; Solanales; Convolvulaceae.
CGACCCUCAAACAUAGAACUAGCUAAACUAUGAGCCGCUGAAUUCAUUGAGCGCCUACAAAAAGAAAAAGAAAUAUUAGUAAACUCCGAGCUAAUGUCAUGAAUAUCCUCCGCCAAUAACCCCUUAACCGAUAAACUUGAACCACUCGAUCUUGAUUUUGUUGUUAGCCAGCAAAGAAUCAGAUUCAACCUUGACAAAAUCCCACGAUUGGUCUUUCAACCAACUCAAGGCCUCUCGAAUGCUCAAAAGUUCAGCUUCUAAUGGAGUGCAGCCACCCCCAAGCUUUUGCUCCACCUGCCACAAAUUCUCCCGCACUGGCACACAACACCCACCAGAGGCCGCUAGUCACAUUCCCAGCAGAUGCAUCACAUUUUAAUUUUAGCCAUCCCAUUGCCAGCCUGCACCAUCUGGAACAUCCCCUCUCUGCAAGCUGCUGCUACCUUACUGCCCGUAUAUUGAGCCUCCCUCCACCCAUCAACAAAGGUCUUAGCAUUAAGCAUAAAUUAUAUAGGAGCCAGACUCUUCUGUUGUGCUUGCCCCAGCAUCCCAAGCAACUACCCCAGCUCCUCUGACUUAGCCCAAAAAACUCCCUCAAGCCACUCCAUAAAACAGCCUAUCAUUUGACCGUUCACCGACCAACCGAUUGCCCGCCAAGCUUCCUUCACGGCGGGGCAUUGAACAAACAAGUGCAACGGCGUUUCCUCUGCCAUUCCGCACAGGCCACAUUAGGGUUGAGCACAGAUCUGGGAUUUCCCGUUCCAUACCCAGAACCGUCUCGAACCGUACCAGAACCGAG